Prorocentrum cordatum is the source of this 1776-nucleotide messenger RNA. The record is from the annotation of a GenBank genome assembly. Lineage: Eukaryota; Dinophyceae; Prorocentrales; Prorocentraceae.
AUGGGCCGCCUCGGCCCGGAGUGCGGCUUCGCGCUGCUUCCCGAGGAGGCCCAGGUGAGGGUCUCCGUCGUCUCUGCCGCGGCCCCGAACCUGCGCUUCGCCAGCCCCCCGGAGCGCAGCGACGAGGGGCUGGUGUGCGCCGCGGCCGCCCCGCGGGACUCCGAUUGUGAGCAGGUCUACAGCGGGCGGCUUCGGAGGCAGCCCGUCAGACCAGAGACGAGAAUGUUGACCGAGGACGCCCUGACGCUGGUGGAUCUGCACCCAGGCCCCCGCCCGGCUUCGAGGCGCCUCACUGGCCAGCCGACGGCGACGCCGCGGCCAGCCCCGCCGCCUGCGGCGCGGCGUAAGCGCGUGGGCGAGCUGGGCCGCCGGCAGACGUGCUACGCCGAGGGCCUCGAGUGCGACGACAGCUUCCUUGUGCAGGGGGCCGCGACGGAGCAGACCUACAAGCAGCGCGCGGACCACAUCAGGCGGUUCAAGGACUUCGGGGGCCUGGGGGGCUGGACCAUGCCGGACGACAAGGACCUCGACUCCCCCGUGAUGGCGCACUUGGAGGGGCGCUUCCUGGAGGGCGCGAACAGUCACGCGGGCAUCCACCUGAUCGCGGUGCUCGAUGCGUUCCACCCGAGGCCACCCCGCGCUGGGGCGGUGACGUGCGGGCUCGCUGUGCGGAUGUUGCAGCGGGGCCUGAAGAUCAUGGGCCCGUGGUGCAUCGUGCGCGCGCGCCUGUGCCUGAGGCCAGGCGAGAGCUCGGAGUCGAGGGGAAGCGACUACUUCCCCCUGGCAGGCAGGAGCUCUCCGCAGCGGUCAGUCCUUGCACGGCCUCGGGAGUUUGGCAUGCCCGCGAAGACGCGGGACUUCGACGACUCGGUGGCACGGGGCGUCGACGAGCUGCAGCGGAUGACCAAGAACUUCGUCGAGUGGAGGUGGCCAGGGACGACAAGGCGCGGGACUUCGAGUGCGCGGACCUCGCCACGCCGAUCCGCAUGGCCGCCUCCGCGCUGGGGGUGGAUGACCUCUACCCGUACUCUACGAGGCGCGUCGGGGCCUCGCUGGACGGCGCCGUCGGACGUCGGCUCCUCCCCGAAGUGCAGAGGAGAGGGCGGGAAGGCCCACCGCAGCGCGCCCCGCUACGAGAAAGGCGGGACCGGUGACAAAGGGGCUUCUGAAGCUAAGCCCGACAGUCCGAGAGAAGAUGCAGCGGUGCUAGACCGACCUCGAGGGGAUCUUGGCCGGCCACGUGCCCAGCCCUUGGUGAUGCUCGAUCUGUUCGCUGGAGUUGGGCUCGUCGCAGUGUCCUUCGAGAGUCUCGGCCACACUUUAGUCCCCUUUGACAUCAAGAACGGGGCCCAUGUUGAUAUCUCAGACGUUAAAAUGUUGUCAUUUUUGUUUUGCCAAUUCCGCCAGGGCAGUUCAGAUUGCGUCAUGCUGGCGCCGCCGUAGACCACAUUUUGGCGGCAUUGGGCAAGUUCCGCUACGCUGUAGUCUGCACUUUUGGGGCCUACCCGAUGCUAAGCAGGAAUGGCAAAGCACGCGUGGGCCUGUCUGGGAAAGUCCCCAACGGUCUCUGGAAUACGCUGUUUACCCGGGCCCACACUGAAACAUGUGCCCACUUUCUGGCGUCCUCCUUCGGAAACCAAUUCCGUUGUGGUCGCUUUCGCAGUGUACAUAAUUCGGGUUUACGUAGAGCUGGCCAGCUGUGCUAAACAAUUUCGUCGUGAAUCAUACCGGGCCGUUUCGGCAUAUUGCGUUCUUCGUCAAGCAAAAAGAUUCCAU